AUGCGGGCGGUGCUCAUCCUGGCGUGCCUCGUGGGGGUGGCCUGCGCUUUCUCGGUCAAGAGCUGGCUGCGGCGGGUCAAGGCGGACGACUCGGAGGAAAACGCGGUUUUGAAGAGCAGGCACCGGUACUACCUGUACAGGUACGCGUAUGCGUACCCUCCGCAGAGGAGGUAUCGGGGCAGUGACUCAUCAGAAGAAGAAGGCUCUGAGGAGGAGGAUGAGGGGGACUGCAAUGGCCAGGCAGGAACUGGCCUGGGCAAAUCUGCUGGCAAGGGCGGUGAAGGCGAGGACUCCGAGAACGAAGACAGCGAUGAGAACGAGGAGGAAGAGGAGGAAGAAGAGAACGAGGAGGAGGUAGAGGAGAACGGGCAGGGUGUUAACGGCACAAGCACCAACAGCACGGCGGAAGGAGACAGCGCUCAGGGCAAUGGCACCGCCGCAGCAGAGGGAGGCAACGGCACGGCUGGUGAGGAGGAGGAGGAGGAAGAAGAGGAGGAGGAGGAGGAAGAGGAGGAAGAGGAAGAAAGCGAAGCAACAACCGCUGUCAUCACCACCGUCAAUGAGGGGCUUUCUGCCACAACCGCGCCAGCAGACACGAGCUCCCCAGACACCACCACAGCGACCGACGACCAGUGGGAGUAUGAGAUGACGGUCAGCGGCAUAGAGAGCCGCACUGGCAACUACAACUACGGCCACGAAGGAGGGGACGCCCGUGGGGACAGCUACCGGGCCUACGAGGAUGAGUACGGCUACUACAAGGGCCACGGCUAUGAUGUUUAUGGCCAAGAUUACUACUACAGCCAGUGA
This is a messenger RNA of Nothoprocta perdicaria, 807 nucleotides long. It is a transcript of the gene IBSP, whose product is annotated as integrin binding sialoprotein. Gene Ontology annotation, biological process: bone mineralization; cell adhesion; extracellular matrix organization. Gene Ontology annotation, cellular component: extracellular region. Lineage: Eukaryota; Metazoa; Chordata; Aves; Tinamiformes; Tinamidae. The coding region runs from base 1 to 807 and encodes 268 amino acids. The record is from RefSeq and is a predicted model, not a curated record. The transcript has 5 exons.